AUGAAACCAUGGUCUCCUGAUAUAGAUGUUAUGAAGGAUGAGGUUAAAACUAUACCCAUGUGGAUCAAAUUACCUGGUCUAGACCUGAAAUACUGGGGUGUAAAAGCAUUGACUAAAAUAUGUAGUGGAGUUGGAAAAUUUAUCAAACCUGAUAACUCCACACUCAACAAGGACAAGUUGCAGUUUGCCCGCAUUCUAAUUGAAACUGACUUGGAUGCCCCCUUGCCUGACACUAUUACCUUCAUUAAUGAAAAAGGAUGCACUAUUAAUCAGGUAGUGCAAUAUGAUUGGAAGCCUGUUCUUUGUACCUUGUGCAAAAGGUUUGGGCAUGAAGGGAAAAAUUGUAAGAGAGGGGCAACAGCCACUGUUAAACGUUGGGUUCCAAAAGUCAAACAAACCCAGCCUUUGAUACAAACACAGCAACAGAUUCAGCAGGCCACGCAGCAACAGAAUGACAAACAACAAGAGCAUGAGGGAUUUACUGCUAUAAAGCGAAAAGCCUCAUCACCACAGAAACCGACCUGUCCUGCGGCUGAGGAUAAAUUGUCUGUGACCAACAAAUUUGACAUAUUGACAGGGGAAAAUACAGGGGAGCCAGAAACAAAGGAUGGCAAUACCAUGCCAUUCGAGAUACAGCUGCUGCCCACUCCAAACCAUGGUGUGUAGGUGGAGAUUUCAAUGCUAUCAUGCAUUAUGAUGAUAGAACUGGCUCAAUUGUGCGAGAAAAAGACAUUCGUCCGAUGGCUAAUUGUAUGCAUCAAUGCAGACUUCAUGAUGUCAAGAGUAUAGGGAGAUUUUAUACUUGGAAUAACAAGCAGGAUGGGUGCAACAGAAUCUUAUCGAAGAUUGAUAGAUUCUUAAGCAAUCAACUUUGGGAGACCACAUUCCAAGAGGCUAUCGUUCACUUCUGCCCAGAAGGGGAUUUUGACCAUAGCCCUAUGGUGAUCACCACAGUGAAAGUGCACCAUGGCCAUAAGC
Molecule: messenger RNA, 978 nt
Organism: Amaranthus tricolor (Joseph's coat)
Lineage: Eukaryota; Viridiplantae; Streptophyta; Magnoliopsida; Caryophyllales; Amaranthaceae
Exons: 2
Coding region: 1-666 (221 amino acids)
Source: RefSeq, a predicted model, not a curated record